UCUGAUACAAAUGGGCAGGAUUUUUAUUAUAGGAGGAACAAUGGCGUUGUGAGAGUGUCUCUUAACAACCACUAAUCUGUCAGUGUGGGGAAUGUGAGGAAUCUAGAAGAAGGAGUGGAGAGUCACUCAAAUGUCAUAGUUGGGAGGGAACUGCUAUGUACCUGUACAAGCCCCAGAGAGGAGGCAUGCUGUCCGGCCGAAGUAAGGAAGAGGUCUACAGUUUUGGACUUUGACCGAAGAAUUGUAUCCAUUUAUCAAGACAAAGUGGAGGUAUGGAAACAUGGGAGAUAAGCAAGAUGUCGGCAGCACUGCAAAAAAAUGACUUGGAAGCGUAGCACUAUGAGUCUUAUGGAUUUUGCAAUGGUGCAUGUUCAGAGACCUCCUUAUAUCUAAUCUCGUGAAGCCAAACUUAACCAUGUCAAACUCUCAUGAACAAAGUCUCAAUGAGGAUGUUAUCUUCCUCCCUGUGUCUGAAACGUCCCCGGACUUUCUAUACUCUGAAACUGAACGCUUGGCCCUGGAGAGGCUUUUAAACGUGGGACCAGAAGCGUUCUAUAGCACCGCGGGAUCUGAACAUUCAAGCUGCUUUCUAUCACCUGAAGAAGUUAAUGACAUUACAAACUGGGUCCAGGACUACCACUUGAGUCCACUGCCAAAAGAGGAACACUGGGAUAACGGACUAGACUCUGGUUAUGAGGGUUAUUCGUCCACGUAUUACCCUGCGCAUUCGGACGUCCCUGCCCCGUGCCUGGACCUAGGGUGGCCAGAGAGGAACCCAUGGGGACUAAACGACAGUGUCAGAGUCUACACCAGCCCCCCACCGGAAGGAGAGCCUUCUGUGAGGGAACUUAUACGACAACAUCUGCAAAUGGCCACUCAAGUGAUCGCCAUAGUAACAGACAGACUGACAGACGCCGCUGUGAUCGGGGACCUGCACAACGCUGCCUCUCGUGGGGUCCCGGUUUACAUCAUUUUAAAUCAGAGGUCCACCCAUGAAAGCACUAUUCAACGGCUCAGGCACCCGAACAUGCAGGUGCGGGUGCUCGGAGGAAAGAGUUUCUGUUCGAGGGCGGGUCGGAUGGUGGUGGGAGAAAUGAAAGACAAGUUUGUCAUGGUGGAUUUACAGACUGUGAUUCAUGGCAGCUACAGCCUCACAUGGUCAGACGCCCACCUACACCGGCAGCUUGUCACCGUCCUCACUGGUUCUGUGUUGGACUCAUUCGACCAGGAAUUUAGGAUCCUCUUCGCUGCUUCUUCCCCUAUCCCGGAACCAAGGAGGACUUCUUCUAGCCAAAUAGCCAACCACAUCAACAGCUUUUCGGACAUAUGGCUCCCAAAACAUCUCCCUCUCUUCUCGGAUGCUGAGAUAAACAACCCGCCGUCACCCCCAAGUGACGCCCUGCUGGACUGGGACGCCAUGGGGGUCGUAACAGGAGGGUGCAGUGUCCCAAACAGCCCACUAGAGGAGCGAGAAGAUGUGUUUUUGAAAGAUAAACCAAUACCAGUGAAUAAUGUGAUGAUGAACAAAAAUACCAAAGUUGCGGAUAACUUUUUUAGUAAUAAACACUUGGAUCUGACCAAAAAGAGGUUAAGUGAACCUCCACCUCCACCUCCACCUAUGUCUCCAGUCACAAACAAUGCCCCGAACUUAAUAGACUUUUACAGCGAAAUAAAACCUACACUGAAGGAGCCACCUAUUCCACAGAUAAGCACAGAGACAAGUCAAACAAAACCCAAACUGAAGGAGGUACUUAUUCCAGAGAUGAGCACAGAGACAAGUCAAACAAAACCCACACUGAAGGAGGUACUUAUUCCAGAGAUAAGCACUGAGACAAGUCAAACAAAACCCACACUGAAGGAGGUACUUAUUCCAGAGAUAAGCACCGAGACAAGACAAGCAAAACCCACACUGAAACUGAAGGAGACGCCCAUUCCAGAGAUAAGGAUAGAGCCUGUGGUGGAAAGAACCGUUGCCAGACAAAUUUCUCAGGAGAAUACAAAAUAUGAUAAAUACUUAAAAAGGCCUGAGAGAAAGCCAGAGCCAUUGCACAACUUUAAUGCGUUUCCCCCCAUUAAAAUACAUCAGGAUGUGAAUCAGGAGACUACUGUGAAAGAGGAGAAAAGUGACAGCAACGACGGAUCUUUAAAAAUUGAAAACAAGGCAUCCUCAAGGAAACCUGUGAUUUUAAGGCUGCCCAAAGCUGAAGACACCACCUCUCUCAGUGACAUCAUGAACAGGAUGAAGCUAAAGCAGAGCACACAUGAGUACCCAAGGGAACACCAAAGGGAGCACCAAAGGGAGCACCCAAGGGAACACCAAAGGGAGCACCAAAGGGAACACCCAAGGGAACACCAAAGGGAGCACCAAAGGGAACACCCAAGGGAACACGAAAGAGAGCACCAAAGGGAGCACCAAAGGGAGCACCAAAGAGAGCACCAAAGGGAGCCCCCAUGGGAGCGCUCCAAGACAGCCUUUACAGAGCUGAGCAGGUCCUUAAUGGAUCUGAGUGUCAGCAGCUCAGAGCAGGACGACAAAACAACCCCAGUGCCACGGUUCAGGGCAGGGACGUUCGAUGUGGAGUUUGUGACCCCGGCUUUAGCUCUCAUGCAGAAGAGGAACGACCAUAUCCGUAGCACUCUCUACAGGUCCCCUUUGAACUUCCAGCCCAGAGAGAGACCUCGCAGCUACGCCUUUAGUCCAGACUGGAAGGGCUCUCUGUCUGAGCUGGACACAAAGGACGAAGGACAUUGAAAUAUACUGUUACCUAUUAAAAUGUGUUUUCAUGAAAAUAUGGUGGCUACUUGUGAAUAAAGUGACCCAUGCAGUGUUACUACUUAAUGUAAAGAUACAGAUAAAAACUGGGUUGAAGUUAUGGGAUGUUGACGUCAGUUUAUAAGCUCUUUCUGUAAAUGUGUAAAUAUGUAUUUGCUGCUAUACUUACUUCCUACUUCCUAUUUUUGUGCUUAUGUUCUAUAGGCUUUUAAGAACUUGUAUAGCUGAAAAAAGUUCAUGAACACUUCUUAGAUUAUGUAUUAAUGCAUAAUGUAAUGUAAUGGUGAAUUGUAAAUGAAUGCAUUUAUUUUCACUUUGAGUAGUCUUGUCAAUCUUAAGUGGUUUACUUUUAAAUAGCAUUUUUAGAUCAGUAUGCCUAGACUGGCAAUGUUUACAUGCACACCCCAAAUCUGAUCAUUAUCUGAUUUCUGGAGAUUAUUUAAUUGUCUCUCUGAUUGUUCAUACCUGUGCAGAUUUUGGUAAAAAAAUAAAAAACAUUUUAAAAUUAAACUAAAAUAAAUGUGCAAACUAAUAUGGCUAAGAUAC
Periophthalmus magnuspinnatus is the source of this 3319-nucleotide messenger RNA. It is a transcript of the gene sack1e, whose product is annotated as family with sequence similarity 83 member E. NCBI's taxonomy places the organism in Eukaryota, Metazoa, Chordata, Actinopteri, Gobiiformes, Gobiidae. The transcript has 15 exons. Gene Ontology annotation, biological process: epidermal growth factor receptor signaling pathway. The record is from RefSeq and is a predicted model, not a curated record. Bases 368 to 2752 code for a protein of 794 amino acids.